AUGGGCCUCAAACCCGCCAUACUCUCUCUCAUUCUCUCCCUCAGCUGCAUCAUCACCCUCGCAGCAGCCGAGUCAUACACCCUUACGGCCUACGCUCCCGCAAUCCGCGCGAUCCACGGCAGACCCAUCAACGCCAGUGGCCGCCGCUUCAUCAUCGGCCUCGGCGCCCCGAUGACUUACUGCCCCGACGUCGUCCCACGUGGUUCCUGCCCACCCGGAAACAUCACCACCGUCGAUGGACUCCUCACGGGGAUGAUGGUCAUGGUACCAGGCGGACAGAACAUCUACGUCGAUUCUGAGGGGUUCGUCGGCUUUACCCAGGCACACUCGGCCUCUUGGCCCGCCAACUCCACCCUGAUGGACGGCUUCUACAGGACCACCGCCAAGUCCUCGUCUCGAUGCGAGGCCGAGCCGCCGACGGACCUCCUCGACUUCUGCGACCCGAAGAACGCCGCCAGCGAGGGUGUGUACGCGUGUCCUUACCCCGACCUCGUGGGGACGUGGGUGCUCGUCGCAGGCAGUGCCCGGUCGAGGGCGCGGCGGGGUGAUUGUGAACGACUCGAGGGGCUGGAGUUGCACGAGAGUGAGAUCGAGCUUGGAGCGUGGCAGUACACGUAA
Molecule: messenger RNA, 618 nt
Organism: Colletotrichum aenigma
Lineage: Eukaryota; Fungi; Ascomycota; Sordariomycetes; Glomerellales; Glomerellaceae
Exons: 2
Coding region: 1-618 (205 amino acids)
Source: RefSeq, a predicted model, not a curated record